This is a messenger RNA of Salvia splendens (bonfire salvia), 886 nucleotides long. RefSeq names its product probable histone H2A variant 3. Gene Ontology annotation, molecular function: DNA binding; protein heterodimerization activity; structural constituent of chromatin. The record is from RefSeq and is a predicted model, not a curated record. Gene Ontology annotation, cellular component: nucleosome. Lineage: Eukaryota; Viridiplantae; Streptophyta; Magnoliopsida; Lamiales; Lamiaceae. The transcript is spliced from 2 exons. Bases 44 to 694 code for a protein of 216 amino acids.
UCAAAUUUCCUAAAAAGUCUGUUGCAUUUCGCAGAGAGAGAGAAUGUCGGGGAAGGGAGCCAAGGGAUUGCUGACGGGUAAAACCCCAGCUUCAAAGGACAAAGAUAAGGACAAGGACAAGAAGAAGCCUAUCACUCGCUCCUCCCGCGCUGGUCUUCAGGCUUCCCUUCUCUCUCUAGCUCAUUUUCACCUAUCACACUUCAAUUCUACCCAUCGCUUCACUUUCUCAGCUCAAUUUCGGUUGAAUUGCGUGUUUGUGAGCUCAGCACUGACGUGGGUCGCCAAUUUCGUUUUCGCCUUUCAAUUCUACCUAACGCUUCAAUUUCUCUGCUCAAUUUGUGUUGAAUUGCGUUUUUGUGAGCUCAGCACUGACGUGGGUCGCCAAUUUGAAAAUAAAUUCCCGGUUGGGCGUAUUCACCGGCUUCUGAAGGCUCGAGCGACGGCCCAUGGCAGGGUGGGUGCAACAGCUGCAGUCUACUCAGCCGCCAUUCUAGAGUACUUAACUGCUGAAGUGUUGGAGCUGGCUGGGAACGCGAGCAAGGAUCUGAAAGUGAAGCGUAUCACACCACGGCAUCUGCAGCUGGCCAUACGUGGAGACGAGGAGCUCGACACCCUUAUCAAAGGAACCAUAGCUGGUGGUGGUGUGAUCCCACACAUCCACAAGUCCCUAAUCAACAAGUCGUCCAAGGAGUGAGUGUUGCUAGAUGUCCUUUUUUGGGGCUCCACAAAUUGCAACGGCGGUCGACCGGCUGAUCGUGGAGGUGGUUUUUAAGGUAUUAGGGCUAAAAGCUUAGUCUGUGUACAUUUUUUGUCCGAGUAUUUUGCUACAAUGUUUGUAGACAAGAAUGGUGUUCAUUGUUAUCUGUUUCGAGAGUUUUCUGUGAAA